Nakaseomyces glabratus is the source of this 2091-nucleotide messenger RNA. RefSeq names its product Bud8p (gene BUD8). The record is from RefSeq and is a predicted model, not a curated record. NCBI's taxonomy places the organism in Eukaryota, Fungi, Ascomycota, Saccharomycetes, Saccharomycetales, Saccharomycetaceae.
AUGUCAUCACAAUCUGGAGGGUCGUCCGCGGGUGAUACCUCUGGCUCUUCAUUUGGCUCUAUAGAUACUGUCCUGCUCACAGCUGACAGGCGCGAGAGUCAGCUAGAUGUGUCAGCAAUUCAGCGACAGUCAUUAUUUAUCGAGAACAUAGAUGAAAAUAAGAGCAGUCUGACGUUUGGUGAGGCGAACACUAGCUCUAGUAAAAUCUCAUCCUAUGAGAAAUUAUCAGAAAAUAAUGGGAGAUCUGAAAGAUUGUAUCCAGUAUACGUUGAUGAUUCUAAACAUUCUGCAAGUAGUUCAAAUGGGGUCACGUCAACACCAAGCCCGCCAUCAAAGAGUAAUAUUCUGAAGGAAAAUAUCUCUGAAAAACAAGAUGACCUGGAUGAACAAGAUGGACGAGAUGACGAUUUUAUUUCGGCCAAGAGUCAAUAUUCAAUUGAUGAAGACGAUAUCCAUGUUCCUGGCUACACAGUGGGCGAGAACAAAUCAAUCAACAUAAGCCCCGGAAGGGCAUUAAGAGAUUUUAAUGUACGACAGAAUAGAGAUAGUAUUAUUACUGUAUCAACGUCCGUGUUAUUAGACUCGGCACAAGAUAAUAUUCUAAAUACACCCGGAUCUGGAAGUAUUCAUCCUAGUGAAUUCGACCCACGGGAGAGUGCCUUACUAGAGACACUAUCACCACGAGGCAGAAUACGACAUAAUUCUCAGAGUCAUGAUAAAAUUAUGGACAAUAACAACGAUACAAAUCUUAUGGAAAAAAUAAAAUCAAGAAGGGAAGAAAACUCAGCAAAUUUCGAGAGGGAAAUAAAAUUAUUGGAAGAAGAAGUAUCGAAACCCAGCUAUGUCAACAAGACUAGUGGGAAUGUUCCAAAAGUAGGAACAAUCGAUGAACUACAGCGUUUUGCUCAGGAAGAAAGAGGUAGACCACCUUUAGAACAUUUCAAAACGGAAUCUGAGUUUGUGCCUCUAGAGUUUAAUUUAUCUAGACGGAACUCUCAAACGACUUCUUCAUUUAAUGGCUCUCCUUCAAUUAAUACAUUUCUAUCAAGAAAAUCAUCCCCAGAAAAUAAACUUGCAAUACCACAGAGUCCCUCCCUCAUAAGCAAGAUAUUAGUUCCAUCACCAGUAAAUAGCAACCGAUUCAAUGACAGAAAUAUAAGUGGGAGCAGUGGAAGUAGCGGAAGCAGCUCCAGAUAUAGAACCACAUCCAACAACUCUCAACAAUCGUUAAUAAGACAGAGAAGGAAUGGAGAUUACGUAGCAAUACCAGUACUACGAACUGUCUCCGGAUCAGGCCAAUGGAGAGCAGGUUCAGAAUCAAAUUCAUCCUUGCGCGAUUACACACCAACUAGACAAAGAUUUGAGAAAUUCAGACUGGAAACUCCAGAAUCGCUAGUACUCCCCGAUAUUGAGCCGCACCGCCAAAGUGAUAUUCCCGAAGAAAUGCCAUAUCAUGACGAAGAAGAUAACGAUAGAGACAAUGAAAGCGUUCACGUCAAACAAUUGGUUGAGCCUGGUACCAUGGAAUUGUUGGAACCAGAAGAAGCAUACUAUAAUUCGAGGGACUCACCAAGGGACAAUAUAAAAAUAAGCGGCAACGUUCAACCUCUAUACUCUAAUAAAGCUGUUGCCAUGCCACAUGAGGAAGAUGAUAAACAAACCUACGGCAGAAUUUCCAGUAUGGAAGAUCAUGUGGAUGUAGAGGCGUUUGGUGACAUGAUAAGAAUUAGACACGAUGACGGUGAGGUAAGUACAGUGCAAAGUAUCAACUCUCAUGAUUAUGCAUUUUCUGACCUGUACAGCAUAAAAAGAAUCAUUAUCGUUAUGACUUUGUGUUUUGUUUCACCGCCACUUUUCUUUCUCAUGGGAGUAGGCUAUAAGAGGGCGAACUAUCAGCGUUAUCUGGUGUCUGAUUACAAGCUAAUGAGGAUGCUAAUGAACCCAGAUUACAGACAAGGUCUGCUGAAAGGCUUCGUCUGGGAAGUAGACUUGACAUGGUUUAGACGCUUGUGUUUAGUGCUGGGCACUAUAGAGAUGCUAUGCGCGUUCGCUGGUAUCGGUAUCGGAUUUGGUGUCGGGCUUACGAGGUAA